Molecule: messenger RNA, 1059 nt
Organism: Aplosporella prunicola CBS 121167
Lineage: Eukaryota; Fungi; Ascomycota; Dothideomycetes; Botryosphaeriales; Aplosporellaceae
Exons: 2
Coding region: 357-965 (202 amino acids)
Source: RefSeq, a predicted model, not a curated record
CUCAUCUCAGAAAUCUUCCAGUGUUCCUACAUCCGCUACCCACAUGCCCACAAACGCGCGGCUCCUCGUUCACAGCCACGGCUUCGCCCUCUCCUCAGAGCCGUCCCGUUGUACCAUCCCCUUCUCUCUCUAUUAUCCGAGGUCGUUGGCCGGCACUCCUAUCCCCCAGCCGUCUCGAUAAAGGAAGGAUAGAUCGCUCGCGAAGCCGGCGCGUCCGGUCGCAGGUACAGGUGCGGGGGAGAGACGGCGGCCGAGCCGCGCGCAAGCGAAGGAGAGGAGCAGGCGAGAGAAUUCCGACAGCCGGAAGUAGCUGAUUACCGCGAUGCGACUCGAGCGCCGUAACCAAGCGGGAUAGGAUGCGAGGCAGCAAAGCGUGUAAGCGUAGUUCGUCGUCGUGCGCCCGCAAAAAUACGCGCUCAUCCAAAAGCGGCAUCGCGCGCCGUACUCGCGCCUCCCCGCGUAAAUUACGCCGCUUUCGCUCGCGCGACAAAGCAAGCGUCUCUCCCUUACGCGCUCCCAACACCCUUCGCUCGACCACUACCCGCCUACACGGCACGGCAAGGACACCACCACGGCUACAGCCGCCGCCGUGCUUGUUACAACGUUACGCGUCGGUCGCGCCCUGCUCACUCACACGCUCACGCUCACGCUCAUGCGCAUGCACCGACUUCAGCGGCGAGAAACGCCCCCGUACUUCGUCCAUUCAUCGACCUCGGCGCUGUGCCUCCUUGCGCUCCUGCGUGAACUUAGUUGUUGGUAUGAGGCUGCGAGGAGGGAAUACACUAUGCUGGGAUAGGAUUGAGCUGGGGCUGGAUGCUGCUCGUCAUGCCGUAGAUACCUGGGUAGUGCGAGCUGGCUCCGCUUUUCGCCUCUGCGUCUUGCGGUGGCGUGUCGGUGAGCGAGGCUGGCGUGGGUUGCGGCUGGCAGCGCGUGCUAGGGAUAGCGUAUCUCUAUGUAUAAAAUAAUAGGUGCCCUAUUGAGAUUUGUUUUCGGUCCUGUUAUUCCCGUAACCCUAAGCAAAGCUGUGUUAGAAUGAGAGACCUACCCCGUCGAAUGGUG